Magallana angulata is the source of this 1553-nucleotide messenger RNA. Its product is annotated as tubulin beta chain-like. The record is from RefSeq and is a predicted model, not a curated record. The transcript has 2 exons. Gene Ontology annotation, cellular component: microtubule; cytoplasm. NCBI's taxonomy places the organism in Eukaryota, Metazoa, Mollusca, Bivalvia, Ostreida, Ostreidae. Gene Ontology annotation, molecular function: structural constituent of cytoskeleton; GTPase activity; GTP binding. Gene Ontology annotation, biological process: mitotic cell cycle; microtubule cytoskeleton organization. The coding region runs from base 88 to 1431 and encodes 447 amino acids.
GACAUUGUACUCAUCCUUGUGUACCGGUGUAUAUAUCCUCCUCUCAUUACACGUUACACAGUGUAGUGGACAACCCGCCUUAAAACAAUGCGAGAAAUAAUUCAUGUCCAGGUUGGACAGUGCGGGAACCAGAUUGGCUCCAAAUUCUGGGAGGAGAUCUCCUACGAGCAUGGGAUCAACCCCCACGGAAAAUACGAAGGGGACAACGAUAUCCAAUUGGAGCGGAUCAAUGUUUUCUUUACGGAGGGCCAGGGCGGGUCGUACGUGCCCCGCUCGUGCAUGGUGGAUCUCGAACCCGGGACCAUGGACGCCAUCAAAGGGGGACCGUAUGGCUCAAUCUUCAGACCCGACAAUUUCGUUUUCGGACAAAACGGCGCGGGUAACGUGUGGGCCAAGGGUCACUAUACAGAGGGCGCGGAACUCGUGGAGGAGGUGUGUGAUGUGUUACGGAGGGAGGCGGAGAACUGUGACUGUCUGCAGGGCUUCCAGCUGACCCACUCCAUCGGCGGAGGGACCGGGUCAGGAAUGGGGACCCUCAUCCUCAGCAAGGUCAAGGAGGAGUUCCCCGACCGUAUCAUGUGUUCCUACUCCGUCCACCCGUCCCCUAAAGUUUCUGAGGUAGUUGUUGAGCCGUACAACGCAGUCCUCUCAGUUCACCAGCUUCUCGAGAACACAGACGAGACCUUUUGCAUCGAUAACGAGGCUCUAUACGAUAUCUGCUUCCGGAACUUGAAACUUUCGAACCCGAGUUAUAACGAUCUCAAUCACCUCGUUUCACACACGAUGUCAGGGGUCACGACCUGUCUGAGGUUUCCAGGGCAACUGAACGCUGAUCUGAGGAAACUGGCUGUCAACAUGGUUCCCUUCCCGCGAUUACACUUCUUUAUGCCCGGUUUUGCCCCGCUGACGUCACGAAACAACGCGCAAUUUCGAGCGCUGACGGUGGCGCAACUUAUCCAGGAGGUGUUUGAUGCUAGGAACAUGAUGACGGCGUGCGAUCCCCGACGCGGCAGGUACUUGACGGUCGGCACCUUCUUCCGCGGGAAGAUGUCAAUGAAAGAAGUCGAGGAGCAAAUGAUGCAGGCCCAGAAUAAGUUUUCGGCCAAUUUCGUCGAAUGGAUUCCGAACAACCUGAAAACAGCGGUGUGUGACAUUCCACCAAGGGACGUGAAAAUGUCUGCCACAUUUGUCGGAAAUAGUACGGCCAUCCAGGAACUGUUUUAUCGUAUAUGUGACUCAUUCGCUCUCAUGUUCCGCCGAAAGGCUUUCCUGCAUUGGUACACGUCUGAGGGCAUGGAUGAAAUGGAGUUCUCGGAGGCCGAUUCCAACAUGAAGGACCUUAUUUCUGAAUACCAGCAGUACCAGACUGUUGGUCUGGACAACGACUUCGACGAAGUUGAGGAGGAAGAAGAGGAAGAGGAGGUGAUGUGAACCAGCUAAACUGGGACCAGUUAAAUUUAUUUCUUACUUGAAACGCCGUAUAGGUUUUAAAGAAGAUUUUAGUGGAAAUGGUGUUAACAAUGUAAACUUGUAUAAUUAUGUUUUGACUGUGA